Apis mellifera (honey bee) is the source of this 3028-nucleotide messenger RNA. RefSeq lists its product as uncharacterized. The record is from RefSeq and is a predicted model, not a curated record. The coding region runs from base 258 to 959 and encodes 233 amino acids. NCBI's taxonomy places the organism in Eukaryota, Metazoa, Arthropoda, Insecta, Hymenoptera, Apidae. The transcript has 6 exons.
CGUGCACAGCCGGUUGCGAAGUACGGAUCGUACGUGUUGUAUGAUAGUCUUCGUGAGUUGAGAAUAACGUUUACUGUGCUAGAGAAAUUAAACGUGCGUUUUCUUUUCAAGAAAAUAAAGUUUCAAAGCGACGUAUGUUAAAGCUUUGAUAAUAUUUGUCGGUGUGCAAAAGAGUCUUUUUAAAUUUUUCUAUAUUCAUCACUAGUGAAUCUAAAAGAUUAAAUUUGUGAAACAAUUGUCAUCAAGAUAGUUUAAAAAUGAGAAAAGUUAUGGAGAAACAACUAUCCUGGCUAGCCCUUAUUGUUACUACAUUUUAUUCAUUGGUUGGCAGUUGUCGGAGCCAAGAGUGCGGGCACGAAAGGUUGGCGAGAUGCGGAAGGCCUUUCGAGAGAAUCAACACCAACGACUUGAGCUUCGUGACGAAGAAGGAGGAACUUCAACAGCUAUGCCCAGAUUUCGAGGCUGGCAUGAAGUGCAUCCAGACGUAUACGUUCGACUGCAUGGAAGAGAAACAAAGGGAACACUUCAACUCGUUAUACGUAGGCACCAACAAGGUAGUCAUGGAGCUAUGUCAAGAUGGCCCUUAUCAAGACGAAUUUCUUCAACACGCGCCAUGCAUGCAAAAAGUGCAACCUGAAUAUGAGCUUUGCUACAAGAAAUAUCAGAAAACCACUCAGGAAAUCGAAAGGAGAAAUGACACGAAUGGAUCUCUCAAAUCUCUGUGCUGUGGCUUCAAGGAAUUUUUGGAAUGCUCACACCAUACGGUCCGCCGACAAUGUGGCGAUGACACAGCUCGAUUUGCAAAGGAUUUCCUUGACAGAAUGUCGAGCUCGCUUCUCAGGGUACACUGCGCUCCGUAUACCGACGAGGUGUGCACAAUCGGAAAUAGCGGGAGCAUGUACAGGAUUCAGGCUAUAGUGAUCGUGAUGGUGGCGGUGCUCGCGACGUACUUCACGUAAGCGAUUAAAUGGCACUCGUAGCCGGAAAAAGGGGACGAUUUCCGUGCAUCACGAGCGUCACGAUGCUGAAACCGGGGGGCCCUCCGUUCGUUCUCCGCUUCAGAUUCGCCAGAGUAUUUUUUUUAUUUUCCAACGAGCAACCAAGGAGAAAGAAAGGAGAUAGAAGAUAGUAGAGAGAGAGAGAGAGAGAGAGAGGAAAGAGAAAAGGGAUGAGAGAGGGAAGAGAGAAGAAAGAAAGAGGACGGAAAGAGGCACGUGCAUGCGAACUCUGAGUGGGUCGAGAGUAUUAUAACUGGAAUGCGGGGAACGAGAGAUAAAGGAUGAAAGAGGGAGAUGAAGGGGAAGAGGAAAAACGAAGGAGACCGAUGGAAAAGUUAAGGAAAGCGAAUAAACUGGUUGGACGCGAUCAAAGAGACGGCGAGAGGAAAGUUAGCCACGUUUCUCCGCACGCGAACUUCGCCGUUGCGUUCGUGCGGCAACCGUUCUCUUUGACACAGAACGCCCGGGGAAAACAAAGAGGAGAGAGAAAGAGAGAGAGAAGACGGACACAGUGACGAGCUUAAUCAAGCAAUCAGAAGGCACGUGCGCCUAGAAUCGAACGUGUUCGUUCGAUUCUCAUUCUGGCUGGUUUCUACCCACUAGGGUUCUCGAUGCUUGAAAAUCGAUCGGAACCACAAGUUGGAUCAAUGGCCGAGUUGGAAGGGGAGGAAAAAGUCAACCGGCUGGAUCUAGUCGUGCCGUACCUUGGUUACGUUAGCUUUUAUUUAUCGAAUAGUUGCUCUAUUUAAGUAUUCGUCAUCCGUAGCAAGAAAGAAGGAAAAAAAAAAAAAAAAGAAAAAUUAAAAAAAAAAAUUCAGCUUGGAAAAAUGUGUCUCGCGUGAUAGGAAGAGAAAGAGAGGGAGUGUGUGUGUGAGAGAGAGAGAGAGAGAGAGAGAAAAAGAGAAGAAAGCGUGGAUACAUUUUUAUCAGAGAGGGAAGCAUCGAAUGAACGAAUUCGAGAAUGUUGGAAUUCUAUUUUGAACUUCGUUAUCGGAAAUAAUAGUGGCACGAAGGAAAUAAAAAAUAUAAAUCGUGACACGUAAAAAUGGAAUUUUUAAAGUGUCGCCAAGUGUUCAAUUGUCAAUAGCACGGAAAAAAAAAGAAGUAUUUCGCUUUCAUGAAAACGGAUUUAACUUCCGAAGUUAAGGAUUAAUUUCUUUCCUUGCGAUAAUAAAUCCACUUGGAAAAGCGAAAGGGAGAAAUAUGAAGAAGAAAGAAAUGCGAAAUUAUCGACAAAAAAUAUUAUCCCUGACUAGUCGAUUAGUUUCUGUUUUCAAAGCAAACACGAUGAAACGAGCUGUUGGGAUAUUGUAGAGAUAACACCAAUUUUUCUAACCAAUAUAUUAGGUGUUUCUGAGGAUCGGAUACGUGAAGGAACCCAAUUCGCAUGAAAUAGCGACGAAGCUGCGGGGAAUCAGAAAGAAAUGUUCGAAGAUUGAUAUCGUUAUAUCAAUCUUUCGGACCUAACUUUCGUUUCACAUCCAAUAAUUCGGAAAUUUAUUCGAAUUAUUUCUCUACUUUCGAUUUUCUGUGUUUCAAAGAUGAUCUUUUGAAAGUGAGCAUCGAAACAAUGAAAUGGAAAAUCGUGCUUCCAUCUAUUAUAUCUAAAUGACUAUAAUUAAACAGGAUGACUCGACUAAACUUUUUUACCAAACGUCUACUAAAUGCUCGCAAAAUCAACGAUCAUACAGAAGAGUGGACUUUAAAAGAAUCGAAUCGAUUCGUAUAUUCUAAAGGUUACGAACUGCGCGAUACUUUAUUCGCGGGUAAUGAUACAACAGUAUUCUCAUUUAAGGAAAUCACCGACAAUGGAACGAAACGACGUACUCGAAAUAAACCGUGAGAUACCGUGGGAUAUCAAAGAAAAUUGACAAACGAAGCUCUGGCAUUUUGUUAUACAACGAGUACUUCAUUUUGUCUUGUUAGAAGAGUGAAGCUUUUAUUGGAACGAGCGUCUCGUGUAUAGUGCUGUGCAAAUAUUCAAGAAAGAAGGUGAAUUAAUCGUUGGAGAAGAAGAAGAAAAAGAAGAA